AUGGCGCGGGGGCUCCGCGGGCUCGCGGCUUUCCCCCCUCGUUUACCCUCACCCCGCCCCGCCCAGCCCCGACCCGUGUCGUCGCCGUUCCCCGCGCUGUUCCGCGGGCUGGGCCUGUAUGAGCGGCCUCUGGAGAGGCCUCUCGGCCGUGGCGGUGCUGGCGAUGGGAAGGCUCCGGCUCCGGUUCCGCCCGGCCCGGUGCAGCAGCAGAAGGAGGAGGAGAAGGGGGCAGCGCUGGCGGCGCUCCCCACACGCGGGCAGAUCCUGUGGAAAAGCAAAGGGGACGCGCUGCCCACCCAGCCUGGAAGAGCCACCACUGCUGCUGUGCCAGCCCUGUGCCCACCCAGCCCCCUGGUCCUGCCCACCCAGCCCGUGCCCACCCCAGCGACCCCCCCGGCUGCUGCCAGGCUGACGCAGGGGACGAAGCCGGUGGUGAAGGGAGCCACGGUCCCUGUGGGGCUGAACUUGGUAAAGAUCCACUGCAAGAACGAAGCUGUCUACCAGUACCACGUAACCUUCAGCCCCGAGGUGGAAUGCAGGAAUACCCGCUUUGCCAUGCUGAAGGAGCAGCGUGCCGUGACCGGGGACGUGAUGGCUUUUGACGGCUCCAUCCUCUUCCUGCCCAUCCAGAUCCCCAAGGUCAGCCUGAAGGUUCAGAGGAAGUGCAGCGGGGAGGAGAUCACCAUCAACAUCCAGAUGACCAAAACCCUGGAACCCAGCUCGGAUCUCUGCAUCCCCUUCUACAACGUGGUUUUCCGCAGGGUGAUGAAAAUCUUAAACAUGAGCCUGGUUGGGAGACAUUUCUUUGAGCCUGCCCAGGCCACAACUCUACAGAAGUACAGCCUCCAUAUCUGGCCAGGAUAUGCUGUCAGCAUCCGGAAGAAGGACAGGGGGCUCUUCCUCAUGGUGGACGCCAUCCACAAGAUCAUCCGCAGCGAGUCCAUCCUGAGCGUGAUGCAAACCAUCCACUCCCAGAGCCAGAGGACAUUCCAGGAGGAGUGCAUCAAGCAGCUGGUGGGCUGCGUGGUCAUGACCCGCUACAACAACCGCACCUAUCGAGUGGAUGACAUCGACUGGGACAAGACCCCCAAGGACACUUUCACCCUGGCCAGCGGCCAGGAGAUCACCUUUGUGGAGUACUACAGCAAGACCUACGGGAUCACCAUCAGGGAACUGGAUCAGCCACUGCUCGUCCACAAGCCCAAGGAGAAACAGAUGCUGAAGGGGAAGCAGCAGCUGGAGAUGGUGCUGCUCGUGCCAGAGCUCACCUUCCUCACCGGCCUCUCCGACCUCCGCAAGAACAGCCGGACACUGAAGGAGGUGAUGUGGGAGAUGAUCCAGAGCCCCCAGCAGCACUACCAGCGCCUCACCAGCCUCCUGUGCCGCAUCCGUGACACCCCAGAAGCUUCCCAGGAGCUGGAGCGCUGGGGGCUGUGCCUGGACACAGAUAUCUACAGGACCCAGGGUCACAUCCUGCCCGUGGAGCGCAUCAACCUCCGGCACCGCUCCUUCCUUCCCGCCGAGGACCUGAGCUGGCACCGGGAGGUGACGAAGGAGGUGCCCAUUGCCGUGAUCUCCAUCAAUUCCUGGCUCCUGAUCUAUCACAAGCGACUGCAGCACCUGGCCAAGGACCUGGUGGCAGCCAUGAGGAGCAGCUGUGGGGCCAUGGGAAUGCAGGUGGGGCACCCCACGGUGCAGGAGCUGCGGGAUGAUCGGAUCGAGACCUACGUCAGGACCAUCCAGAGCUCCUUGGGGAGCCAGGACAAGGUGCAGCUGCUCCUGUGCAUCAUCCCCGGCGGCCGGGACGACAUCUACGGGGCUGUCAAGAAACUUUGCUGUGUGCAGACCCCGGUGCCCUCCCAGGUCAUCAACGCCCAGUCCCUCACAGGCCACCCUGGCAAGAUCAAGAGCGUGGUGCAGAAAGUUCUCCUGCAGAUCAACUGCAAGCUGGGCGGGCAGCUCUGGGGGGUUGAUAUCCCACUGGUAAGGCAGGAAAACCCCAGGAAAAACCCUGGGAUGAGCCUGGAAGCUCUGGAGGUGGGCCAAGGGAUGCGCUCUGUCAUCGGCUUCGUGGCCAGCAUGAACCACAUCCUCACCAAGUGGUACUCCAGGGUGGUUUUCCAGAUGCCCCACCAGGAAAUCGCCGACAGCCUCCGGCUCUGCCUCUCCCAAGCCCUCAAGCGCUUCUAUGAGCUGAACCACUCCCUGCCCAUGAAGAUCGUGGUGUACAGGGACGGGGUGUCCGACCCCCAGCUGGACACGGUGCUCAAAUACGAGGUGCCCCAGCUCCAGAAGAGUUUCCACACCUUCCAAAAUUACCAGCCCAGCCUCGUGGUGGUGGUGGUGCAGAAACAGCUGAGCACCAACUUCUACUGCCUGACAGGAGAGGAGUUGGUGUCCCCUCCCCUGGGCACCGUCAUCGACCACAGCGUCACCAGCUCGGGAUGGCAGGAUUUCUUCCUGCUGGCCCAUCACUCCCGGCAGGGCUGCAGCGUCCCCACACGGUACAUCUGCAUGUGGAACACGGCCAACCUCAGCUCUGAGCACCUGCAGAGGUUGACCUUCAAGCUGUGUCACCUGUACUGGAACUGGCCGGGCACCAUCCGUGUCCCUGCCCCCUGCAAGUACGCCCACAAGUUGGCAUUCCUGGUGGGACAGGUCCUGCACCACGAGCCCAGCGCCCACUUCAGCGAGCAGCUCUUCUUCCUUUAACCUGCCAGGACCUGCAAAACCGGGAUUGAACUGGGAAAACUGGGAUUGAACCCAGAAUUCUGCUCCCCUGCCCUCUGCUGUUUGGCCCCCCCCCACCCCGCCAAGAGGGAUCUUCCUCAUUUCCCUGUUUUGGUGUUAAUUUAUUCUCUGUUUGUUGGUUUAGAGGAUGCUGGGGAUUGCAGCAUCCCAGGGCUGUGGGUUUUUUUUGGGAAUUAUCUCCAUGGGGAUGACACCAAAGGAAUAUCCUGCUGGUUUCCAGCCUUCCCAGUAAAGGGGGUUGAGUUAAUGAGCCCCAAAAGUGCUGCUGCUCCCACAGCUCAGCCCUGUGCAGGUGCUGGAUGUAAAUCCCAAAGAUUUUGGGGUGGUUUUUUUUCCCCCCGGUUUCUUGCAUUUCCAUAGGUUUAUAAAGUUUUUUUCCCUGGGUUUUUUCAAAGCUGCUGUUCAACAAACCAGCUCCAGUUUGGCUGGUUUUCCUGUCCUUGAGGAGUCACUGGUUUUCCAAGGAGAAUUCUUUGUGGAUUCAGGUCGUUACCCCAGGGAGAGGUUUUGAGUUUUCACCUAUUUUAGGUUGGUUUGUUUUUUUUUUUUUUGCCUUAGUCAGGAGAAGUAGGAAUUCCCUAACUUUUUGCUGUAACCAGUUUUUUUGGUUCAUUCCAAUAAAAUCGUUGCUGGCA
Sturnus vulgaris (Common starling) is the source of this 3386-nucleotide messenger RNA. NCBI's taxonomy places the organism in Eukaryota, Metazoa, Chordata, Aves, Passeriformes, Sturnidae. The record is from RefSeq and is a predicted model, not a curated record.